AUGUUUGCCAAUGUACAAGUUUAUUAUCAAGAUGAUCCUUAUAGUGAAGAGUUUAUGGACUACCAACAAUUCAAAAAAGAAGCUCAUAUCAUCAUUCAAGCUGAGUUGAAUAAAUCUGACAAGGAAAUUCUUCUUAGUACAUCUUCAUCCAGUGAUGGUAUUUUGAGAUAUCCUUUGGAAAGUUUGGAAAUCGAUGGAUAUACGUAUAAGAUUGGUAACUGGGUAUUGAUGAAGAAUCCGGCUGAUCCUGACAGACCAAUUGUUGGACAAAUUUUCCGUAUGUGGAGUACUGAAGAUGGUAAAAGAUAUUGUAACAUGUGUUGGUAUUAUCGUCCUGAACAGACAUGCCAUGCUGUGGAUAGAUUGUUCUUUAUGAAUGAAGUCUGUAAAACUGGACAAUAUAGAGAUCAUUUGGUUGAUGACAUUAUUGGACCAUGUUAUGUUAUUUUUUUAACUAGAUAUCAGAAGGGUGACUUACCGGAAGGUGUUAUUCCAGAAAAUGCACCUUGGUUUAUCUGUGAGUUUAGAUAUAAUGAAAACACUCAUCAUUUUAACCGUAUCAGAACUUGGAAAGCCUGUUUACCAGAUGAGGUGAGAGAUGAUCCUGAACAGCCAUUAGUUCCUUUGCCAGAAACAAGAAAAUUAAUCAAGUAUGACUCACCUAUCAAAGAUUUGUUAGCUCCCGACGCAAUUGAAGGCAUGGAAAUUCCUGACCCUAUUCCAGGUACUGCCAAUUCUCCACCACUUUCGGGAUCAGUUUUCAUUGAUGCCCCAUUACCUAAUGAUGAUUUGGGACAGUAUAUCAGUAGUCAGAAUGUUGUUGCCGUUCCCGAACACAAUGAUCCAAAGUCUAAUCGUCUUGCUUACUUGUUCACACCAAUUUCCCAAUUGAAAGGUGGUGGUGGUUCCACAAAUACCGUUUACGCUACUACUCCUGCACUUCCUCAUGGUAGUCCAAAUCAUGUACCUGCCAAACCAAUUACCGAUACACUUGGGUUAGCAGCUGCACGUAUCGCUGCAUCAACUGCAAACAAUCUUGCUCAUUCGAAUAAAAACAAUAUUAGUAAUGAUUCAACACUUUUACCUCGUGAAGCAGACAAACCGCAAUUUCCAGGAACUUAUAAACUGUUGCACGAACAGAUCCAGGAGAAUCAAGCAAAGAAGCAACAAGAACAACAGUUACAGCAAUUGCAACAUCAACAACACCAACAGUUGUUUAGAAAAGCCACCACUCCUACUCCAACCAGUAUUGUACCUACAGGAACAACCUAUCAUUCAUCUACAUCUUCAUAUUCUAACUUGCUCGAAGGAGGUACAUUAGCUUAUGGUUUACAAGAUGAUGAUGAUAGUUUGGGUGAUUUGAGUGAUCUCGUUAACAAGAGGAGAAAAGUUGGUCCAAAUGGUGAAGUAAGUGAAGAGGUUUUGUUCUAUAGAGCACCACCGGUGCAACUCAGUGGGAAUAAGAUUGUAACCAAUUCAAAUAUUGAAUUAGGUCAUUCUGCCAGCUAUUUGGCUUGGAAAUUGAACCAAAAGAAGUAA
Candida tropicalis MYA-3404 is the source of this 1539-nucleotide messenger RNA. RefSeq lists its product as uncharacterized. Lineage: Eukaryota; Fungi; Ascomycota; Pichiomycetes; Serinales; Debaryomycetaceae. The transcript has a single exon. Gene Ontology annotation, cellular component: RSC-type complex. Gene Ontology annotation, biological process: chromatin remodeling. The coding region runs from base 1 to 1539 and encodes 512 amino acids. The record is from RefSeq and is a predicted model, not a curated record. Gene Ontology annotation, molecular function: chromatin binding.